Messenger RNA from Dreissena polymorpha, 3546 nucleotides. Its product is annotated as death-associated inhibitor of apoptosis 1-like. The record is from RefSeq and is a predicted model, not a curated record. NCBI's taxonomy places the organism in Eukaryota, Metazoa, Mollusca, Bivalvia, Myida, Dreissenidae. Gene Ontology annotation, cellular component: spindle microtubule; cytoplasm; nucleus. The transcript has 5 exons. Gene Ontology annotation, biological process: regulation of cell cycle. Bases 674 to 1813 code for a protein of 379 amino acids.
UUCUAAACCUGAGUUUACUCUUGGUUAUCGCUAACGCCGAAACGAGACCUUCAGUAUAGUACUUGAUAGUGUAGUAAUGAAUACUUGAAUAAAGGAUACGCUGUAAACGGUUCAGGUUUAACUUUAUCGGAUGGAUACUUACGCCUGCACAUGUUUAAGCAGUGUUUAUCGUUUUAAAGAUAUCGACUUUUGGUUUUUAUGAUGUAAUAUGUUGUUGUUUAGUUUACAUAUUGUCAAGCUAAAAUGGGUGAGAAACUAAACUUUACUGGCAGAGGGUUGUACGGGAGAAAUACCACAAACGUAAAAUACUGGCUUGUACACAAAACUAGAACAAUAUUUAAUUACAAGCUUUUAAGAAAUGAGAAAUGGUUACUGUAUGUAUUUUUCACUGGUAUUACAUAAAAAUAGUGUAAACUAGGCCGGAAAGCUCACCUGGAAAAUUAAAAGCGAUAUAAUUUGAACCAGUUAAUUUAUUUUUAGCUCUAACAGGGCAUAUGAGAUGGACUUUGUUAGACCGGAAAGGCGUUUGGAGUCAGCCAUUUUUGUAUAUUAAAAUUAGUGAUUCUAGGGAUCCCGUGAUUCUAUUUAUAGCUUCAGCGGAAAAAAUGAAACGACAUAAGCGCAUGCGCGAUCACAAAAAACAUAACAUCCGGUUUAUUAACGAGAAACCAUCAUGGACAAAAUAAUGUUUGAUCUAACAUGCUUUCUGAUGUUAAUGCAUUAUUUGAUAACAGAAAUGUUGAAAAAAAAGAAAAGUUCAUUACACGCAAUAGUGAUUGGAACAGUGGUAGAGACUGCUUCUGACAUGCCAUUGUUUUUUCGACAUGAAAUAGUUUGGGCAAUACCCAUCGCGCCAUAUUCGUAUUCUCCAGAGUUUACAUAUGACUUGCGCGACGAACGUCAUCGCUUAACAACGUUCCAGUACAUUGAAACAAGUCUAAAUCUGAGCUUGAUUCGUUUAGCCGCUUCAGGAAUGUAUUACACCGGUACAGACACGAUUGUAAAAUGCAUUUUCUGUGGUGCUGUCCAACAUAUUUUGGAAAUAUACGACUUGUAUUUUGACGUAUCGCGCCUACAUGCCCACAGCUGUACUCCGGUAUCCAGGGCUGCACAAGGAAACAUACCAAUCGAUUCAUACACGGUUACAGGACUAAACAGAAGUUCUAAUGGUAGAAAUGGUUUCUCACCAAACCUCCCAAACUACCCCCAUACAGAUGCGUAUAAUCGCCAGAACGAGUCAGAAAUGAGGAGAUUAGGGAUUUACACCGCCAAACCAAAACAUGAGGAUUUCUCUGUUCUUCAAAAUCGUCGCCGCUCCUUUAGGAACUCUCCUGAACACCUUAAAGCACGUGCAUAUGACUUUGCAGAAGCCGGCUUCUUCUUUACAGGUUGUGGGGAUGGCAUUCGUUGUUUCCACUGCGGUCGAACACUAGGAAACUGGAGUGCCCAGGAUAAUCCUUGGCAAGAGCAUGAACGAUUCUCCCCAGAAUGCGUCUUUGUCAAAAUAAAUCCGGAAAGGACCAGAAGCUUUCAUCGUCAGCCUUCUUAUCAAUCAAAUGAUAGUUUUCAUCAGGUGCAACACGGACGACGAGUUGUCAACAACAUCCAGCCAAAUAGACCAGACGAAGUUCCAAGUUCUCAACAAAACCACGCACACAGAAACCUAUGUAAGACAUGCCACAUUCGACCACCAACUGUGCUGUUCGAAGACUGUAGACAUUUGGUGUCGUGUCGGCAAUGUGCCAUGUUCUUAUGGUAUUGUCCCGUUUGCAAACAAUACAUCACGAAAAAGACGGUUGUUCACUUCAGUUAAUAUGCAUUUAAGAUAGCAUUGGAAACCUGUUCUCUGGACAUAUAGGCAAAAUAAUCGACGCCCUUUGACGACAAUGCUAAAUGAUUAUACUUUGUAAGAGCUAUCUAAUAUAUAUAUCCCUGGGAAAUUGUAACAUACAUAGAAAUGAUUUUUUUAAAGAUGUUUUAAAACGUUUUUAUCAUUUGGCAUAACAAGCCGAGUGACUUUUACACCAGAAUGUUUUGAUCAUCUUUGUAGAGGACCAUGCUCAAAUCACAAUUGGUUUAUUUAGCUAAAAAGGCUUGUGUUUUCCGUUACUUAAAAGUUGUGCAAAAUAGUGCCAAUUAACUAUGUAACUCUAUUACGAGGCCAGUUUUGCUUCAAGGGUAUACUUCUACUUCUACUACUACUACUUCUACUACUACUACUACUUAUUAUUAUUAUUAUUAUAAUUAUCAACAUCAUCAGCAGUAGCAGUAUAAGUUUAUCAGCCGUCUUAUUGCCUCAAAGGUCAAGUUAACACUAUGAGUUAGAAAUUAAAAUUUGGAAAUAGAUCUAAAAGGCUUUUUUUUUACAUAAAAGGAGUUUUGAGAGAAAACUAUAUGCGGGUCACCCAUGUACCCUCAUAGGUACAUGUCUUGUUCUUGUUGUUGUUGUGUUUGAUGUUAUUAUUAUAAUUAUUAUAAUAAUUACAAUUUUGAUGAUGAUGAUUAUUAUUAUUAUUAUUAUAAAUGAUGAAAUUGAUAUUCUUUAAAGUAUUUGUAAAGGUAAUGUAGCUUAAAUGUCUGUAUAAUAAUGUUACCCCCGGGGGUAGCCAAGUCUGACCCCAUAAACAAAAUUUGAACAAACUGUGUAGGGUUCACUAUCUUAUGUCACAUACCAAAGCCGUUUGAAACCCCAGAUGGCUUUCACGGACCGUUCUUAGGCAGUGACCCCAAUUGUAUUCCGUUUUUGUUUGUUGUGUACUUGUGUGUCUUAUCUGGUACAUUGUUUUUUGUCUUACUGGUUUGUCAUUUGUUUCUGGCAAUAAAUAUAGGACCACAUAUUAUUACAGGUUUAAUAUUAUACUGAGUUAGAAGACGUGUCACUUUGUGCAUUUUAAAAACAAAUACUCAUACAUAUAUAAAAUAGAUCAGUCAUUAACUGUUGUAUUAAACGAACGUGUUGCGUCAUGAAUGUUGACAAAGUCCUGUUUUUUUUGUAUUUUUUAAAAACAUAGCCCGAAAAAUAGAACAAAUAGCCUGUCAUGAUUGGUAAGCACGUUUUGUUUUGAUAAAUAAUAAUCUUAUGCCACUUAAUAAUGUGCUGAAAGUGUAAAUCCGACAAAAAGUUGUAUCCAUGUUUGUCAACCUACUGUUAAGCAAUCUUUUUUUAAGUAUAUAUUUUUCACUGCCAAUAACGUGUUUAACUGGUAUAUGGGAAUUUUCACGCGGCCUUUUAUUAACAUCAGGAAAAAUAAUAAACAACAAAACAUAUGUUCAAAAUUUGGAGGGAAACACAAAUGUUCUCAUAGCAUUCAGAUUAUUUGAAUUCAUUGUUAAUAGUGUGUGUGUGUUUUAUAGUUUUCAAAUUAUUGGGGUGUUCAUUGUAAAAUAUGUGCAAUUGAAGUUGUUGCUGUUGAUGUAUCUUUAUUUAUUUUUUGGUAUUAAUGUCUAAAUUGCAAAUAGUAUGUGUGUGUACACAAAUUGAUCCAAUAAUUUGAUUGUGGUAUUUGUGCAAUUGCAAUUGUUAAUAUCGAUGUAUCUAUUUAUCUU